Messenger RNA from Triticum aestivum (bread wheat), 619 nucleotides. Its product is annotated as probable glutathione S-transferase GSTU6. The record is from RefSeq and is a predicted model, not a curated record. Gene Ontology annotation, molecular function: glutathione transferase activity. Gene Ontology annotation, biological process: glutathione metabolic process. Bases 1 to 597 code for a protein of 198 amino acids. Lineage: Eukaryota; Viridiplantae; Streptophyta; Magnoliopsida; Poales; Poaceae. Gene Ontology annotation, cellular component: cytoplasm. The transcript has 4 exons.
AUGGCAAAAGAAAUAAAAAAUGGCGUCGUUCGAUUACCGGCGGAGGAUCUCUGCCUUUUUUAUGUGGAGUACCUCGACGAUGCCCCUGGCCUUGCCGGCAACGGCACGUCCAUCCUCCCCGCAGACCCCUACAACCCCGCAGUCGCUCGCGUUUGGGCCGCCUAUGUGAAUGACAAGUUGUUCCCUUCGUGCACCGGCUACGCCGUGGCUUAUUCCAACACCGGCAUCCUCAAGACAGCGAAGCAGGAGGAGAGAGCCAGUAAGGUGGAGGAGACCCUGCCCGGGCUCCGACACUUGGAAGCUGCCCUGGCAGAGUGCUCCAAAGGGGAGGUGGAGGCGCCGUUCUUCGGUGGUGGCUCCAUCGGGUUCCUCGACAUCGCACUCGGGUGCUAUCUUCCUUGGUUUGAGGCAGUAGGCCGCCUGGCCGGCUUGGGGCCGCUCAUCGACCCGGCGAGGACGCCGAAACUAGCAGCAUGGGCGGAGCGGUUCAGGGUCGCCGAGCCGGUCAAGGCGCUGCUGCCUAGGGUGGACGAGCUGGAGGAGUACAUCGCUACGGUGCUUUAUCCAAAGUGGAACGUCACGGUCACCGGUAACUAAUUAAAGAUACCGUGUUGUUCCA